This is a messenger RNA of Lacerta agilis (Sand lizard), 2316 nucleotides long. RefSeq names its product CaM kinase like vesicle associated (gene CAMKV). Gene Ontology annotation, cellular component: intracellular anatomical structure. The record is from RefSeq and is a predicted model, not a curated record. NCBI's taxonomy places the organism in Eukaryota, Metazoa, Chordata, Lepidosauria, Squamata, Lacertidae. Bases 323 to 1627 code for a protein of 434 amino acids. Gene Ontology annotation, biological process: peptidyl-serine phosphorylation. Gene Ontology annotation, molecular function: calmodulin binding; calcium/calmodulin-dependent protein kinase activity; ATP binding. The transcript has 11 exons.
CAUCCUUUGUAACUUUCCCACUUGGAACUCAACUGAGAUGCUCAACUUGCGAGGAGCCGCGGAGCACCGAGCGCUCUCGGCUCCAUCUUCAGUCGACGGGAUCCUACGGCGGAUUCGGACGCCACAUCUCGCCUUGCAACCCUGCAGCCACCCUCGCCCCGGGAAGAGCCGGGCGGGCUAUUGAGGAGGGCCGAUCACCCCGGGGAGGUCGAGAAGUCCCCGUUGCGAGAAACAGGGCAUCUCCCACCACCGCCACCGGAACGCUUCCCACCAAUCUGAUCCCUUCCAGCGGCAGAGCAGAUUUGCAGCACCAAACUUGGCAAUGCCGUUUGGAUGCGUUACCCUGGGCGAUAAGAAGGAUUAUAACCAGCCAUCGGAGGUGACUGACAGAUAUGACCUAGGGCAGGUCAUCAAAACAGAGGAGUUCUGUGAGAUAUUCCGUGCCAAGGAGAAAUCAACAGGGAAGCUCUACACAUGCAAGAAGUUUCUGAAAAGAGAUGGGCGCAAAGUGCGGAAGGCAGCAAAGAAUGAGAUCAUCAUCCUGAAAAUGGUGAAACACCCCAAUAUUCUGCAGCUGGUGGAUGUGUAUGUUACCCGGAAAGAGUACUUCCUCUUCUUGGAGCUGGCUACUGGCCGAGAGGUAUUUGACUGGAUCUUGGACCAGGGUUACUACUCUGAGCGUGACACCAGUAAUGUCAUCAGGCAGGUGCUGGAGGCUGUGGCAUACCUGCAUUCACUCAAGAUUGUACAUAGGAACCUCAAGCUAGAGAAUCUAGUGUAUUACAACCGUCUGAAGAACUCAAAGAUUGUGAUCAGCGACUUUCACCUGGCCAAGCUGGAGAAUGGGCUCAUCAAGGAACCCUGUGGAACCCCUGAGUAUCUAGCUCCUGAGGUGGUCGGGCGCCAGCGGUAUGGACGGCCUGUGGACUGCUGGGCUAUUGGUGUGAUCAUGUAUAUUCUGUUGUCAGGAAACCCACCAUUCUAUGAGGAAAUGGAUGAGGAUGAUUAUGAAAACCAUGAUAAGAACCUGUUCCGUAAGAUCCUGGCAGGCGACUAUGAGUUUGAUCCUCCCUACUGGGAUGACAUCUCUCAGGCAGCCAAGGACUUGGUGGCCCGUCUAAUGGAGGUAGACCAAGACCAGAGGAUUACAGCAGAGGAGGCUAUUUCUCAUGAAUGGAUUUCUGGCAAUGCAGCUUCGGACAAGAACAUAAAGGAUGGAGUAUGUGCUCAGAUUGAGAAAAACUUUGCCAGGGCAAAAUGGAAGAAAGCUGUUCGAGUGACCACAAUGAUGAAGAGACUCCGAGCGCCGGAGCACACGGAUGCAGCGAAAGCAGCAACUCCUGCCGCUGCAACGACAGACACUGCUUCCCCAACAGAGACCACCAGCGCCCCACAGGCAAAAGCAGAGGCAGACAGCACGGCUUCAACCACAACAGCCGAAGCAGCCCCAGUGACAACAAUGGCAGCAGCAGCAGCAGCAGCGAGCCCAGAAGAAACGACAUCAACAGCUCCAGCAACUACGGCAGAAACUCCGGCGACAGCAUCGGCAGCCCCAACUACGUGUAAUGGGGGAGAAACCGCCGCCCCCAGUGCCACCCCAGAGUCCUGGAAUGAGGAGACUGGCUGAGUCAGAGGGGAGCAGGGCAAGGGCAAGGGCAGAGCUGUACCUCUCUUUGUUGUAUUUCUCUUUGUAAAUAGUCACUGGCAUGGUACCCCCGCCCACCCCAACUGUCCUGGCUUCCCAACCAACCCCUCUGCGUGUGGCUGUCAGUUUGUCUGACUUUUAUGUGUCUCCAGCUAGGUGCCAGCAGAGUUUCUAUUUUUUAUGUGACAGAGUCCAGAGAGACCCCGUUGGGCCCAGGUAAACAAGUGGUUGUAGAGGCCCAGCCCAUUGCAUGAAAUUCUCUCUCUCUCUCUCUCUUCCCCACUCCCUCUUUUCCUCUGUUGCUUUCCUUUUCUUUGUCCCAUUUCUCAGUUUGUUUUCUUACUACUCUCUCUCUCUCGGUGACUUGACUUGCUACUUAACUCCCUGAGGCUGGUUGGGAGAAGCUGGAGCAAUCAGAUCAGACACAGUAGCCAUACUUUUCAGCCGACUGAUUGGUUAUAUACCAUGGAGGUAUGGGGAAUGGGACGCAGGUCCAGGUCAGGUUGGAGAAUAAAGAGGGCCGCACACCGUCAUGGCAGAGCUCUCAAAUUAGUCAUACUCAUUGGGGAUGCAUGUGGAAUUCAUCUGUUCAGCUGCUGGCAAGAUCUUCUGUAGCAAUUUACCUCUAUGUCCAACAUAUGGUUGUGUGUGAACAAAGCUAAUGCAAAAUC